AUGUGGAUAUUUGACGAAUCUACAGAUUCACAUAGGUCUACACAUCGUACGGUAGAGGGGGCCCUAUCACAAAGCUCCCAGCUUUGACUCGAGCGGCUGUCUUCCCCGUUACAGCUUGGCACAAGUGAAAUCCAGCCCGCUUUCAGGAGCCACCCCCUUUAGCACGGACCAAAGUUAUCCCGGAAUAAAGACAGCACGCAUGUGCCGUCAACCCGGAUGUAGAAAUAUGUGCAAGCGUCUGUUCCCUAUUCCACCGAGUUAUGAUAAAUAUUGUCUUUUAAGAACAUCUUUUUAAUUGUAGCUCCGAGAGGACCAAGCUCUGCAGUUCCGAACCAGUCCAAACCGGGUUAACCAGCCAUAUGACACGUGACCACUUGAUAUCACAUCUGAGUGACAGCUGGGCAGUAAGCGAAGAGCUUUUCAUUUACAAGAUAACAAACGUGGUAGAUGUAAUGCUCAGGUAAACUAUGGAUAUUAAUUAUGCACGUGAGCACUUUACACCCUGUCGUUGCCGUGUUGUUCCUGAAGUUAGGAGGUGAACCGUUGUUUUCCCCCGUGUUAUUAUCCCCUCGAUACAUCUCGUAACUUAAAGAAUGGACUUUCGCGGCAGGAGGCACGAGCGAGGCAGCAACUGGACCGAUCCGGAGAUAGUGGAGCUUCUCCAGCUCUGGUCCGAUGAGUCGGUCCAGAUUGAAUUGGAGAGCUCGUUGCGCAACCAGCGUGUUUUUGACCGUAUAGCCCAUAUCUUGCGCGAAAAGGGGAUCUACCGCACCGGUGACCAGUGCAGGGAGAAGAUCAAGAAGAUGAAGCUGGAGUACCGCCGCAUCAAAGACAACUACAAGAUGAGGUCCUGGAAGUUCUAUGAUGUGAUGGAUCGGGUGCUUGCUAACCGACCCGCCGUCACCUACUCAUCUCUCGGGGGUGCUGUUAUUGCUCAACAGGUUUUUCAGAACCCCGGUGGGCCUGACGCAUACACGCAAGGACUUCCAGUAGGCACCUUUGGUCCUGCGUCCGCGGGUGGGUUUCUGUUUGGUCAGCCUCCAAAACCGGGAGAUCCCCUGGAUAUUAAAUGUGAGGAUGUUGAUGACAGCACUCUAAACUCAGGUGUUGCUCCCCCUGAGAUGUACUAUGGCUCUGGAGAUGAUCAGGAAACUGAUGGGCAGUCUCUGCUUGAGACAGAGGACACUCUGGGUGUGAGAGAGAGCUCAAGUAACACAAGAAUCUCACCUUCAGGUUUCAGUGAUCUGAACAUUGCAGGCUGUGCCUCAGCUGCCACCCAGUCUGUCGGUGCUCCUGUGCGAGAGGACACAUCUGAGCAGCGCAGUAAGGAGGGUCCUCCUCAUCGCCCCUCCUCUUUGAGGCAGAGGAAGCGCCGCCUGGGUGGCAGAACAUCAUGGGGCCAUGAGGGUGCUAGAUGCGGCAGUCAGAGCCGUCUAGAUAAAGCCCUAGCCAGCUUCUUAAACUGGCAGCAGUCGGCAGAAGAGCGCCUUCUGUCCCUGGAGGAGGCGAGGCUAGAGAGGGAGUUUGAGGCAGAGGAGCGCAGGGAACAGAGGGAGGACAGGAGAGCUGAACAAGAGCGCCAGCAUGAGCUUCGCCUGUUCAGCAUGCUCACAGGGGCAUUGGCUGCUGUCAGACAGAGUGCUCCAACCACUGCAACAACACCAACUGACUCCUCCCUCUCACACCCUGCUCAUCAGUCCGCUUGUCAUAUAACCUCAGAUGCCCCGUCUGUCUCAACUUCUUUAACUCACCUUGCUUCAGAAGCUCUUACAACACAGGCUGCGCCCCCUCAGAAGACAACCAAUUCAACCUGUCCAACAUCUGUGAAGACGUCCAAAAUGUCCACGUAUGAUUUGGCUGCAGAGAAGGUUGAUGAAACUCCUUCACAGAGUGUGUACCUGUCGAACCGUGGAAACAGCAUCAGACAAUUCCAAAGCAUUCUGAAUGAGGGCUUCAUUCGAUAUACAAUGGACAGACACCACGACACUGAAAACCCUGAUGGUAUUAUCAACUUGGGGACCAGUGAGAACAAACUGUGCUAUGAUGUGCUUCAUAAGCGGCUGACCCAGCCUGACAUGCUUCACAUUCAGCCGACUUUGCUCCAGUAUUCAGACUCAAGAGGACAUGCAUUCCUGAGACAGGAGGUGGCAAAUUUUCUGACUGACUACUGCCAAUCGCCAAAGCCACUGAAAGCUGACAAUGUCGUGGUGAUGAAUGGCUGUACUUCCCUAUUCUCCUGUAUUGGCGCAGUAAUUUGUGACCCUCAAGAUGCCAUUCUCAUAGCUACUCCCUUUUACGGUUCUAUCACUGAUGACGUACUAUUGUACAGUGGUGUGAAACUCUUCUAUGUCCCUCUUGACUGUGAGCCUGAUGGCAAAGAUGGUCGACCCUUCCACCUCACUGUAGAAAAACUAGAAGACGGUCUGAAAAAGGCUAAGCGAGAGGGAACGAACAUCCGAGCUAUUAUACUGAUGAACCCCCACAACCCUCUGGCUGAGAUCUACACCCUCAAGGAGAUGAUUGCUUUCUUGGAGUUUGCCAAAAAGAAUGAGCUCCACGCCAUCGUAGAUGAACUGUACAUGCUGACGAUCUUUGAUGAAUCUGUCACCUUUCAAAGUGUCCUCAGUCUAGACAGUUUGCCUGACCCACAGAGGACACAUGUAAUGUGGGGGAUGAGCAAGGACUUUGCAAUGUCAGGAAUCAGAGUGGGCACGCUGUAUACUGAGAACAGUGACCUGGUGGAGGCUAUAGCCAGGCUGGGUUUGUUUCACAGUGUCUCUGGAAUCACACAGCACCAGGUGGCACAACUGUUGCGGGACAGAGAUUGGGUCAACAAGGAAUUUUUGCCUGAGAACAGAUGCAGACUAAAAGCUGCUCACAGUUAUGUGAAGGAUGAGCUGCAAAGUUUGGGCAUCCCCUACCUGGACUGGCCUGCUGCACUGUUCAUCUGGGUCGACUUAAGAAAGUACCUCAGAGAAGCGUCAUUCAAGGAGGAGUUGUCCCUGUGGAGGCACCUCCUUGAUCACAAACUGGUUGUGAGCUGUGGCCAGGCCUUCUGCUGCUCCACACCUGGCUGGUUCCGUAUCAUCUUUGCAGAGAAAAUGCACCACCUGCAGCUUGGCCUGAAGCGAUUUAAAGAGGCUUUGCAAGAAAUUGGAGAGAAAAGCAGCAGCUUUGGUUUAAACUGUGUCAAAGAUGCCAGUAAGGAGAGCAUCAAAUCCGUAAAAGAGGACAGUGCAGAUUUAGACAAUGCAGCAAUUGUCGAAUCGAAAUCAUCACCCCAGAGCAAGUCAUCCUACCAGCUGCAGGAGAAAGACAGUCCUGUUCCUGACACAGCCUCUCUGGCCACCGAGGAGCUUGUGUUGUUGGAUGGCCAAGCAUCAAAUCCUGAAGAGGGUCUGGACUCUCUGAUUGGUACUCUCAGGCACCAGAUCCGCUCCUCUGAUUGGCUGGAGAAAAACACUCCGGAGCUGUCUGCCGGAGAGGACCCGGAGAUUCUUGAUGUAUUCAAGGCUCUGCUGCAAAGAGCCAGGAAGUAAGCUUACAAAGGCAGGAAUCAAGCUGCCAGAUUUGAAGAGGCAGCACUUCAACACACAGCAUUCCCCCCAUUUAUUGUGAAGGACUUGAUACAAACAACUGACACAGGGUCAGAUCUGAUACCUGUUUCUGAGGGAGGAGGAAACAAUAGAUGAGCACCAGGGAAUGAGAAAAAGAUGAGUAAUGUGAAAAAUGCAAGGCUGGAAGAACAGGAAAAUGAAUCUAGAGGCCUUAUUAAAAUGUGCUUUAUGAGACUUCUCUGCUAUUGUAAUCUAGGCCUAAAAGAUACAUGUUUAUUAUCUCAUAUUUUAAGUCAAUGCCAAAUAAAAAUAACAAAGGAUUUCUAACUGUCUAGUCUUAUAUAUUUGAAGUGUUCAAUCUAAAGUGUAAAUCUUUAUUAUUUGAUCAUAUACACUUUAUUUUAUCAUAAUGUGCUGUCAUUUCUGUAAAGAACAGAAUCUGUGAAUAAAGCCAUGGAUUAUGAUUUCUUCAUUUGACUUACAUUGUGUCUUUACAGAGAUGUCUUUACUUUCCCUUAAACCAAAUUGAGGAAACAUUUUCCAAUUCUAUUUGAUUCCUUCCAUAUCUUCUCUUACACUACCUUCUCUUAUCUUACAUUAUAUUAUCUUGUCUUGCUGUAUGCAUUCUUUAAGUGUGGUGUACACAAAAAAACAGUAAUUUUUUUUGUGGGUGGGCUGUAAGCGACGUUCCAUUGCAGCAAAGGAAAGUGAAGGGGAGGUGAUGAAGAGGAACAAAAACAGAGAUUGAACCAUCAACAACCACAGCACACUGCCUCGCUGUAUAUCUAAUGUCAGUGGGAUUUCCUGAAAAUAGAGACCCGCUGACAACCCACCUAAAAAAUCACAUGCCUACAGUUUCUUCACAAGCAUUUCUCAUAUAAAAGCUCAUUUAACUGUUAUUCAAUCCUAGUUCUUUCUUUCCUUUUUUCAUUAUUUAAAUUUGACACACUCACUUUUCUGCUUCCUGAGACAGAGUGGUCGUUGUUGCUUUCACUUUCUCGACAGUGAGCUGGUGGGCCACAGUGGAGAAUUCACGGGGAAAUUUAGCCGCUGGCUGGGGGAGUUUCCAUUGCAUCAGAGGAGGAGUAACACUGAAGGGUUUGACCUGCGAGUGAGGGCUUGUGGUCAUGAGUUGUAGGAGUACCAAUGCGUCAGACAGUUCACACUAUUUGUACAGCAGUAAAGUAGUUCCUGCAGUAACAGGUAGUUGUCCUGUACAGACUAACCAAGCAGGUUUGUUCCUGAGACCUCUUGUUCCUGAGACCUCUACAACAACAAAGGUGGUACACAAACAUGAAGUUUCUGGAGCUGGGAGACUCCAUCAGUCGCUUCAGGUUGGCUCACUGCUCUGUGGGGUUGGCAGGUUGCCUGUGUGUGUGCUAUGCAGCCUGGACACCUUUCUGGCUGAAUAAUAAGGGACUCUGGACGACAUGGAAUAACACUAGUGACCAGAUAAUUCGUAAAGAUGGCACAGUCUUCAAUGCCCUAGAAGCAGAGAGAGUAUUUGGAGUUCUUGCCUCCCUGAUGGCUGUGAGCACUGCUGCUUUGUGUUUGGUGUUCGCCCUCUGCUGGACAUCUGAGACAGUGCGCUCCUACUCCAAUACUCGCUCUCUCCUCAUGGCAGGACAGGCACUUUAUCCCAGCACAUUGCUGUUGCUCACCAUGGUCUCCACAGGUUUCUUUUUCCUCCUAAGCUGGUCUAUCUUCACUUAUCAUCACAGAGAAGAAAUCCAUCAGGACAUCUCCUGCCUUGGCUCAUCCUAUUGGCUGGGGGCUUUUGGAUGGGUCCUGCUGUUGAUUGUGGAGAUGAUAGUCUUUAUAGCAGAACAAGCUGUCGUUCCAGACAUCCUGCCAGACUUAGAAAAAGCUGUGGAGUCAUGGCGGAUUUCUUCUCAACUUAAGGCUGCCAAACUCUCUUUCAGCGAUGGUUAUCACCGUGGUAACAGCAUAAGCAGCAUGACCGCAGAGAGGUUUACCUGAAGGCUGAAAUGGACAUGAAAGAGAAAAGAAAUGGAAAUGUCUAAGCUGCACAUUAACGCACACAGACUCCAUGAGAAACUGCCUGCUGAGUUAUAGAUCUGUUUGACCAGACUAAGAAUUGAUCAACUUUAAUGUCGGCUUGGGGAGUGAGGAUCCAAAACCCUGAAGUCAGUGGGAGUGAAGGCUUUUUGAACAGCUGAUCAGGCUGGUCAAGCUAAACUUUGUCCUUAGUUUGGACUGAAUAAUAAACAAAGAACACUAAGGAUCAAUAAUACUGAAAAAAACACUUGAUUCUGACAAAGGGAUGUGCAGAUAAAGUCUGCUACAAUGUAGUUGAUACAGUUAGCAUCAUGUUGAUGAAUAUAUGACACAUUUGAUGGUUUGUAACAAGUAGAAAAAGAUUGUUUUCAAAUGUAUAUUCCCUUUGUUGAAAGUGGACUCAAGGUUUUACUACAUGAGGUAUACUAUUGACAAAUACUACUUAUUACACAGCUCUGUAAAGAUCUUGACUGAUUGCUUAUCACAUAUAGCAAUACUUCAAAGCAACUGUGUGCUACUUCCUGAUAGCAGGCUGUUGCUGUGAAGAACAGGCCAUUGCUAGGGAUUUCGCUUUAGUUGCAUCCUCUGGGAGAUUAACUGUAAUCAUACCAGCACACAGAGAGAAGGCCAGAACAGAAACAUGUACCUAAUUGAGGAUGGCGCGUGAAAUAAACACGUAAUAGGAGACUGUAUGAUAUACAGCUGUUUAAUGACUGACAAAUGGAGAAAAAAAAAACACAUAACAGACUGACA
Notolabrus celidotus (New Zealand spotty) is the source of this 6329-nucleotide messenger RNA. It is a transcript of the gene accs, whose product is annotated as 1-aminocyclopropane-1-carboxylate synthase homolog (Arabidopsis)(non-functional). The transcript has 18 exons. Bases 594 to 3539 code for a protein of 981 amino acids. NCBI's taxonomy places the organism in Eukaryota, Metazoa, Chordata, Actinopteri, Labriformes, Labridae. Gene Ontology annotation, molecular function: pyridoxal phosphate binding; transaminase activity. Gene Ontology annotation, biological process: amino acid metabolic process; biosynthetic process. The record is from RefSeq and is a predicted model, not a curated record.